ACUAACCAACCUCUUCACAGACGACGAUCUUCUAUCGCAUACGAUGAUUUUCAUCUACAUGAUUAUGCCAUUUCUGGUCCCAGUGAUCUUGGCACCAGGGAUAUCAGAAUGCAACAUAACUCAAUGUGAUAAAGAAUGUCAGUGUUAUGUAGCACCUGGAGAACCUCUGAUAUUUUACCUUCCAAUUCAAACUGCAAAGAUUACGUUAAUGAAAAAUAAUAAAGUACUUUUCAGAUGUGGAAACAACACAUGUAAGAAAACAACUUUCAAGUACAUUAAAUCCUGCAAAUUCGUCAUGAAUGGAGCAGUGAAGUGUGGUCACAUCAUAAUAAAUGAAUCUGGAGUUUAUCAGAUGGAUCUAUAUGGUAAUGAUGGUAAAAGCAUCAAGAAAAUCAACAUCAGUCUCCAGAUUACAGCUCCAGUUUCACAACCUGCCAUAUUUCAGAAAUGUUUGUCACCAGAGCAGAGGACAGUCAGCUGCUCAGCAGAGGGAGACGACACACAGUUCUCUUUUUCUCUGGACAAUAAUCUGUUGCAACACACUAAACCUGCUAGUGGAUAUAAUAGAAGUGUCACCAUCAGUUUAAAUGGUCAACUGGAAGGAAACCUGGAGUGUAAAGUUCAGAACAAAAUCAGCAGUAAACAGAUCAUUGUCCAUCUUUCACGUUGUGAAGGUGAUGCUGAGGAGGAAAUAAUUUACUCAGAUGUCAGAGUGAAUCAUGCUGCCAGAAAGAGGGAUGGUUAG
Messenger RNA from Xiphophorus couchianus (Monterrey platyfish), 745 nucleotides. RefSeq lists its product as uncharacterized. Bases 44 to 745 code for a protein of 233 amino acids. The transcript is spliced from 5 exons. The record is from RefSeq and is a predicted model, not a curated record. NCBI's taxonomy places the organism in Eukaryota, Metazoa, Chordata, Actinopteri, Cyprinodontiformes, Poeciliidae.